This is a messenger RNA of Galdieria sulphuraria, 1001 nucleotides long. Its product is annotated as phosphatidylinositol transfer protein. The coding region runs from base 50 to 874 and encodes 274 amino acids. The transcript has 3 exons. The record is from RefSeq and is a predicted model, not a curated record. NCBI's taxonomy places the organism in Eukaryota, Rhodophyta, Bangiophyceae, Galdieriales, Galdieriaceae. Gene Ontology annotation, biological process: phospholipid transport.
GUAAAGAAAUUAUUGUUGGAAACGUCGACACUUGGGUACAUAACAAACUAUGUUGAUAAAAGAAUAUCGUUUGUUGAUGCCUCUACGUGUAGAGGAGUACUUUAUUGCUCAACUGUAUAUGGUUGCAAAGGCUUCCACGGAAGAAACUGGAAGGAAGGCUGGCGAGGGCAUCGAAAUAGUAAAAAACGAGCCUUAUGAAGAAAACGAUCAAGGAAUGCCUCCAGGACAGUACACAGAGAAAAUAUUUCACCUGAAGAGUCGUUUGCCUAAGUUUGUUCGCAUGUUUUUACCAGAAGAAGCAAUGAAGAUAUAUGAAUACUCUUGGAACGCCUAUCCGAGGUGUAAGACUGUGUACCGUAACCCUUGGCUGGGGGACAUUUUUUCGUUAGUAGUUGAUUCCUUACACGUACAAGAUAAGGGAACUAUGGACAAUGCUUUGGGUCUGACGGAAGCAGAACUUAGUAAAAGAAAAGUGGAGUUUCUAAAUAUUGCCAGCGAUGAGGUAAAAGCUGUCAAGGGUGAAGAUCCUACAAAGUUCCAUUCAGAGAAAACAGGACGAGGACCUUUGGCGCCAGACUGGUAUGAACAUACGGAACCCGUUAUGUGCUGUUACAAGGUUUGUAAGCUGCAGUUUAAAAAGUGGGGUUUGCAAACAAAGGUAGAACAGUGGGGUCAGUACUAUGGUUUAAGGAACACAUUUAUGAAGUAUCACCGUAAACUGUUUUGUUGGAUCGAUGAGUGGUAUGGUCUUACAGUGGAGGAUAUUAGAAGAAUGGAAGAUGAAACACAAAAAUUGACUAGAGAGAAACUGGAAAAGUCAAAACUUAUGGCCUCCAGUAACGAUUCUGAAAGCUUCGAAGAAGAAUAUGAAUAGAAGCAGUAUAUGUAAGGUCUAGCUAGUUAUAUAACAACUCGUUUUCGGAUGUAAAAUCAUGCUAAGCUUCUUUCCUGUAGAUGAUGGAUAAGACUUUCACCAAUAUGAUAAAAGUUGUUCAUCAAAA